Rotaria socialis is the source of this 2014-nucleotide messenger RNA. The record is from the annotation of a GenBank genome assembly. NCBI's taxonomy places the organism in Eukaryota, Metazoa, Rotifera, Eurotatoria, Philodinida, Philodinidae.
AUGACAACAAGUGAAGAACCAAAUCGAUGUUCUAUCUGCGAUAAGACUGCGGCUAAAUGUACCUGUGCAGGAUGUAAAUCAUACUUUUGUGUAAAGCAUUUCAAUGAACAUCGCCAGCAACUAUCGAUGAAGUUCGAUGUUGAUAUAAAAAAUGUUCAAGAAGAAUUACUCACACAAAUCAAUCAACUAGAUAAACCGAUAACUCCUUCAGCUGAGCUUUUAUCCCAAAUUGAUCAAUGGGAAAGUGAAACAAUUGAGAAUGUACAUGAGAGAGCUGUAAAACUUCGACAUCAACUUACCGAACUAGUUAAUCAAGAUAGAAAUCAAUUAAUAAACCAAUAUAAAAUACUAACAAACGAAAUAAACACUCUCAAAGAAGACGAUGAUUUUGCUGAAGAUGAUAUUGAGAGACUUCGAACGACUAUCAAUCAAAUACAAAUAUCAUUAAAACAACUUGUUACGCCGUCGAAAACAAAAUUUAUGUUAGUCGAAAACAAUCAAAUCGAUUGGAAUCAUCUCAUUAAUGUUGAAGAAAAACCAAAACUAUCACCACUCUAUGCGAUGACUAUAAAUCCUAAUGCUAAAUGGAAACCGAAUGGUGAUACAAUAGCUGGUGGUAACGGAGCUGGUACUGCAAUCAAUCAACUGGCACGACCUUCCAGCUUGUAUAUUGAUCAUGAUCGCUCUAUUUAUAUUGCUGAUUCAGAUAAUCAUCGUAUUGUUAAAUGGAAAAAUGGUGCAACACAAGGUGAGAUCGUUGCUGGUGGACACGGUGAAGGAUAUAGAAAUGAGCAUUUGUAUUCACCUACUGAUCUGAUCAUUGACGAUGAACAAGAUAGUCUUAUCAUUUGUGAUUAUAAUAACUUACGAGUAGUUCGAUGGCCACGUCGAAAUGGCAAACAAGGAGAAGUUAUUAUCUCGGAUAUUCGUGGUAUCGGAUUGACUAUGGACAAUAAUGGAUCUAUUUACAUCGCUGAUAAUAAAAAGCAUGAAGUAGUACGAUAUCAACCAGGUGAACGUUGCGGGACCGUUUUAGCAGGUGGGAACGGAAGCGGCAACCGACUUGAUCAGUUGCAAUGUCCACGAUGGUUAUUUGUCGAUCAAAAUCAUUCGGUGUACGUAUCUGACAAUGAAAAUCAUCGUGUAAUGAAGUGGAUCGAAGGCGCACAAGAAGGUAUAGUCGUAGCUGGUGGUCAUGGCCUUGGAAAUAGUCUCGCGCAAUUAUCUCAUCCGUGUGGCAUUGUUGUUGAUGAUGCAGACACUAUUUAUGUAGCAGAUAGUUGGAAUAAUCGAAUCAUGCGUUGGCCAAAAGGAGCCACGCAAGGAAGUGUUGUUAUUGGUGGAAACGGUCGUGGUGAUCAACCCAAUCAGCUCAAUCAACCGACAGGUUUAUCAUUCGACCGACAAGGUAACCUUUACAUCAUCGAUCAAUGCAAUCAUCGAGUACAAAAAUUCCAUCUAGACUCAACUUCAUGUUUUUAAUUGUUGAAUGUAAUUAGAUUUAAAAAAAAACGUUAAUACAGUGCAAACAUGAAGUUGGGCACGAGUUUUUGUUUUGUUUUACUUUGUCGACUUUCACAUUGCGAUCUAAAGAUCUUGAGAGUCGAAAGUCAGGAAAAAAAUUUUGAACUGAACAUGAACGAAGGUAUCGAGGCCAAAGUACUCAGAACUUUUUUCAAAACUUUAACGGAGCAUUCCGUUUGCUCAUAAAUAUCGUCCCAAAAUGACAGAUUUGCAAAAAAAACUAAUUUUUCGAUUUUUCGAUAAUUCAGUGUUCAAUGCAUGAAUUUGUUUGAAAGUAGGUUCUUACGAUUUGAGAGAGUUCUCGUAGCGAUGAAUCGGUUAAUGAUUGAUUUAUGCAUAGAUCAUGAAUCAUAAAGACAGUUAAAUGUUCAAUCAAACUCACGAUAAGUGUCAAUAGAUUCUUCCAAAUUAAGUGAUGAAUUUAACUAUGACUACUUCAAUAGUAUUUUAAAUUUCUAUCAGUAGUUGAGUUGAAAGUGUUUUAUCGCAC